CUGGAAAUUUAUUGAUUGCAAAAAUAAAUAAAAAUUACAGGGGCAUUGCCUGACGACUCAGAACAAAGACGGAGAAAAGAAUUAACCAACUUGCAUACACACCCCUUCCAGCAUGGACCAAAUGAGAUACUCAAACUUCAUGUACCGACCGUUGCUCGGUACAGUCUCAGUGGAUAUGGAUAUUAUCGUCCAUUGCUAUUGAAGGAGUAGACGCUCAAGCCUGGAGUUGGGCCGUGUAGAUGCCCAAACCUGCUCACUGACGGGAUGUCGUGCAUGAUGUUUCUGAUGAUUGUUGUCCGUGUAAGUCCGUUGCAUCAUAGACAACUCACACAAAGACCCGGUAUAUGGAUCAGAAACGAUGGAUAUCAUGCAAGUUUGUCACUUUUUUUGCUCCGGCGCAUUCCUGGGCGAGCGUCUAAACGGCCAACACAUUCAAACGCUGCGGGUGCAAGUGCCCGUGUUGGCUUAGCUAAAAGCGGUAGUUUAUUUGACUCUAGUCUCUACGCAGGCUCCGUCUCACAAGUGCAGCAGCUUAAUAAAAAUAAAUAAAAGUGA
This is a messenger RNA of Fusarium redolens, 555 nucleotides long. RefSeq lists its product as uncharacterized. The transcript has a single exon. The annotation marks the transcript as partial. NCBI's taxonomy places the organism in Eukaryota, Fungi, Ascomycota, Sordariomycetes, Hypocreales, Nectriaceae. The record is from RefSeq and is a predicted model, not a curated record.